AUGGCCAUCGGAGAGACCAUUGUAGGUUCCCUCUUGCAGGUCCUGCUCGACAAGCUGUUUUCUUGGGGAUUGGACGUUGUGCAACGAGAAGGAAUCAGCACCGCCCAGCUCAAUAAGUGGAAAAGGAUGCUGGUCACAAUCAAUACAGUGCUGGAUGAUGCAGAGGACAAGCAAUUGAGCGGUAACCGUCUAGUGAAGCUGUGGCUGGAUGAUGUUAGGGACCUGGCCUAUGACUUGGAAGACUUGCUCGAUGAGUUCGCGCUCGAAGCUGCUCAGGCCACGUUCAAGGCUGAAUCCAGCAGCAGCAGAGGUCAGGUGAAAAGGAAGUUCCCUUUCUUUGGCCAAGAUGAAUCCUCUGGAUCGAAUCCGAACCUGCGGGCACUCGUGUCUGAAACCAAGGUACAGGAAAUCGAUGACCGGUUGGAAGAGAUAGCCACCCGGAGGGCUUGUCUAAGCUUGAGAGAGACUGCUGAGGACAGAUCCAACUACACCAACAGAAGGCUCCCCAGCACUUCUCUGCCAGAGCCUCAGUUUUUCGGUAGGGAAAAGGAAGAAGCGGAGAUACUCGAACUAUUGACCGGUGAAGCCGAAAAUGAUACCACACUGGGCAUAGUUCCCAUAGUUGGGAUGGGUGGGGUUGGAAAGACGGCCUUGGCUCAAAGGCUUUUUGAUAAUGAUAGAGUGAUUAGAUGUUUUGAGAGCAGAGCAUGGGUAUGUGUUUCAGAUGUUUUUAAUGUUCUCGACAUAACAAAGAAUAUUUUGCAGUCGAUCACUGGCUUAUCUGGCGAGGGCAAAGAUCUUAACUGGGUUCAAGUUAAGUUGAAGGAUAGUUUAUUGGGGAAGAAGUUUCUUGUAGUCUUAGACGAUGUGUGGAAUGAGAAGUACGGAGAGUGGACUACACUCUUGAAGCCAUUUGAAGCGGGGGCUAAAGGAAGCAAGAUCAUCCUCACGACUCGCAACCUUUCUGUUGUUUCCAUGACAGGAGCUUCGCCCUAUCCUUUGGAGGUGUUGUCCCUUGAUGAUUGUACAAGAUUAUUAGCCUAUCAUGCUAUUGGAGCAACAAAUUUUGAGAGGCGCCCAGAUCUUGAAAUAAUAGGCCAGAAAAUGGCUGAAAAAUGUAAAGGUUUACCUUUAGCAACGAAGAUAUUGGGCGGUCUCCUUCGUAAUAAAGGGAAUUCAGAUGAAUGGGAAGCCAUCUUAAAUAACAGGAUGUGGGAUCUACCGACGGAAGAAAAUGGUGAGGUUCUCCCAGUUUUGAAAUUAAGCUAUGUCCAUCUUCCUUCUUAUUUGAAGAGAUGUUUUGUUUAUUUUGCAAUAUUUCCUAAGGAUUACCAAAUUGAGAGGGAUGAGCUGGUACUCUUAUGGAUAGCAGAGGGCUUUUUAGAUGGACGAAAAGCAAAGGAGAAUAUCUUGAGCUUAGGACGGAAUCACUUCGAUGAGUUAGUAUCCAGAUCAUUUCUUCAACAAUCGAGAGUUGACUCAUCUAGAUUUUCAAUGCAUGAUCUUUUGAAUGAUCUAGCAAAGUCAAUUGUGGGUGGGACAUGCUUUAGCUCAGGGGAGUUUCAGCUGGUAGGUAAUGAAGAUGAUGUGUCUCUUGAAAAAGCACGUUAUGCAUCCUUCAUCACGUCGUGGUGUGUUACGUCAGAAUCCUUGAGAAUAUAUGAUGCAAUGAAGGUACUAAGAAGUUUAAUCUUGCUGAAUGUUGACCAUAAUCAUGGACGAUUCCAUAUGUCCAACAAGGUGCUGCAUGACUUGCUAACAAAAUUGAACUACUUGAGGGUGUUCUCCUUAUGUCAUUGUGACAUCACAGAGGUACCGAAUUGUAUUGGUGGCAUGAAACAUUUGCGGUAUCUCAACUUCUCAUAUACUAAUAUUGAAAUGCUACCCGAGUCAAUAGGCACCUUGGGCAAAUUACAAGCUCUGAUCUUAAGAGGUUGUCAAAAGCUUUCUAUGUUGCCCGUAGGUAUCACAAAGUUGGUCAGCUUACGGUUUCUCGACAUUAGAGACACAAGGAGCCUAAAAGACAUGCCAUUGAGUAUAAGUGAUUUGAAGAAUCUUAUUAUCUUGUCCAAGUUUGUGGUCGGAAAUGAGAAAGGGUCACGGUUAAAGGAGUUAAAGAACUUGCCAUAUCUUCAAGGAGGAUUACUCAUAUCAGAAUUGCACAAGGUGGAAGAAGUAAGAGAUGCUGAUGAUGCUAAUUUGUUUGAAAAGCAAGGCCUUAGCAACUUAUCCUUGCAUUGGGCUGAAGACAAUGGAAGUCUCCGGAACAAUGAGCGCGAAGCACAGGUGCUUCAAUCUCUACGACCCCACACUAAUCUUGAAAAUCUCAGUAUCUUGUUCUAUGGUGGUGCCACAUUCCCUUCCUGGCUAGAUGGUCCAUCUUAUUCUAAGAUAGUCUCUUUAUGCUUGCGUGGCUGUCCUAAGGUCCGAUCGUUGCCAUCACUUGGACAGCUACCUAAACUCGGAGAACUAUCUCUUGAAGGUCUACAUGCAGUAAGCAUGAUAGGCUCUGAAUUUUACGGAACUAAACAGCCUUUUUCAUCCUUAACAACUUUGAAGUUUGAACAGAUGUUGUCAUGGAAAGAUUGGUCUUGUUAUGCCAGCGCCCAAGGAGAAGUGAUGUUCCCUAGUCUUCAGCAUCUUGUUGUCCGGAAUUGUCCUGCAUUGAUCAGGAUAUUGCCUUGCAAACUUGAUCAUCUCAUAAAGCUUGAAAUUCGUUCAUGCCCACUUUUGAAUAUCUCGACUAGUGUGGUUUCUCUUCCAUCUCUUCGUGAGUUAUACCUUGAGGAUUGUGACAAGGACAUCCUAAAGAGCAUGGUCGACCUAACUUCUUUGACCAUUCUUGAAAUCGAAAAUCUUACGGGGCUUGUUUGCUUUGAUGAUGGGUUUAUGAGCUGCUUAGUCAAGCUGAAGGAGCUUCAGGUAAGACGUUGUGACAAGCUAACAUACCUGUGGCAAGAUGAAAACGAAACACGAAAGCUUACUUGCCUUAAAACAGUAGUCAUCGAAAGAUGCCCUCAAUUGACAUCUCUAGUACUAGGAGAAGAGCUUCCCUGCAAUCUUGAAUGGAUGGAAUUUGCGGAUUGCAUGAGUUUAGAAAAGCUUCCAAACAAGAUGUACGCCUUCAACUCUCUCAGACAUUUGAGUAUUGAUGACUGUCCAAAACUCAUGGGACAAACCAUUCCUCCCGGUGAACUCAGCAGCAGUAGUACGAUGUCCCAACUUGAAUAUCUGCGGAUAAGCUCAUGUGGUUCACCGAUAUCCUUUCUGUUUGCCAAGAGCAGACUUGCUGCUCUGAAGACACUUAACAUUUACGGAUGCAAGGAAGUGGAGUCGCUGGAAGAGAUUGUUGUAGAAUCGCUCAAUUCUAUGAGCAUUUACCACUGUGAGAAUCUGCGAAGCCUACCACAGUGCCUGCACAUGCUCUCCCAUCUCACUCAAUUGUACAUAGAGGACUGUCCAGAAUUGCAAGUGGAGUGCUUCCCUCCCUUUUCCAUCACCCCGUCGCAUCUUACCCUUGAUAAAUGUCCAAAGUUUAAGUCUCUACCAGAUCAGUGGCGUCAUCUUUCAAAUCUCCAGACGCUUACAAUUAGGAGGUGCGAAAAUAUCAAAGGUAUCCCCGAAGGAGGCUUGCCUCCCAAUUUGUUGGAGCUCACUGUUGACGGAUGUGAGAAUCUGAAACAGCCAGUGAGAGAGUGGGGCUUACACAUGCUCAAAUCCCUCAAGUAUCUAGAAAUUGAUUGCAGCAUGGGAGGUGAGGGAGAGAAGGUGUCAUUUCCUUCGGGGCAGAACGAGGAUGGAUGGAGUGCUCUGUUUCCUUCCUCUCUAACCUCUCUUUGGUUGAACAACAUGAGGAACGUGGAAAGACUAUCAAGCGGUCUUCGCAACCAUCUCUCCUCCCUGGAGGACUUACGGUUGGAAGGUUGCCCGAAGUUGAGGUACUUGCCGGAGGAUGGCUUCCCUCCCUCCCUCCGAGUGUUGCGCAUCUUCAGAUGCGAGAUGAUGAAAGAUCGAUGCUCCAAACUCAACGGAGAGUAUUGGCACCUCAUCCAAGAAAUCCCUUACGUCCGCAUUGGGGACGAUCGGAUCCAAUGA
This is a messenger RNA of Rhodamnia argentea, 4095 nucleotides long. Its product is annotated as putative disease resistance RPP13-like protein 1. The record is from RefSeq and is a predicted model, not a curated record. Gene Ontology annotation, molecular function: ADP binding. Gene Ontology annotation, biological process: defense response to other organism. Lineage: Eukaryota; Viridiplantae; Streptophyta; Magnoliopsida; Myrtales; Myrtaceae. The transcript has a single exon. The coding region runs from base 1 to 4095 and encodes 1364 amino acids.